Messenger RNA from Astyanax mexicanus (Mexican tetra), 1916 nucleotides. RefSeq lists its product as uncharacterized. Lineage: Eukaryota; Metazoa; Chordata; Actinopteri; Characiformes; Acestrorhamphidae. The coding region runs from base 363 to 929 and encodes 188 amino acids. The transcript has 2 exons. The record is from RefSeq and is a predicted model, not a curated record.
UUGUUAUGACUGUUACAAGAUACAGGAAUUGAAUGUAAUUGAAUGUAGCUUGAUACGGUCAGUGAGUGGCUGUUGAUCCUCCCUCCUGCGGGGGCGGUGUUUCAGUGCUGGUUUUAAUUCUCUGUGUGGAGUUUUUGGGGGAGGGUGGUUGAAGUCAGCUUUAAUGCUUUAUUUGUUGCUGAUGAUCAUGAUGAUUUGGGUUCUGUAAAAAAUAAUGGGUUUUCUGAGGGGUUUUAUGUAGUAAAAUCAGUGAUCUGAGCUGCUGAUUCCCGUGUAAUAAAGCGUAACUCUGCCUUAAACACCCCCCGCCCCGCUGCUCUGCUGCCCGGGCUGCGCUGCUGCUGCCGCGGCGGAGCGGAGAGAUGGUCCGGGUGCGGAGGCGCCGCGCCGCCGCGCUCUCAGUAAUAAACUCUCCCCCGGCGCUCUGGAUCCUCUCAGUGGCCGCAGUGCUGCUUCAGGAGGCGGGCGUGUGUGGAGCCUGCGCCGCCGCGGAGGGGCUGCUGCUCUGCAGGUCCUGCGGGCAUGAGGUGGCUCUGGAGCGGGACGUGAGCUUCGUGCCCAGCCGCCUGGCUCUCUCUCACCGGAACAACACGGUGCUCGGGGAGCGGAGGAUCACCGUGCAGCUCUUCGAGAACCCGCAGGGCUUCCAGUACGAGGUGCUCACCUUAAAAAAGGCGGACGUGCUGAAGCACUGGCCGGCGGAUAAACAUUUCACCUGGUUUCCGGGCUUCUCGUGGACUGUAGCCACCUGCCCGCGAUGCAAAACACACCUAGGCUGGGCCUUCCAACCAACCGAUUGGCCUCAGACAGUAACAAGGCAGGACUUUGAGGACUCGGAUCAGACUUUUGUGGCGCUUAUUGUACAGAGACUACUGCAGGAGCAGUUCGCCUCCACACUUCUGAUGACCCCAAACUCUUUUAGAAGUUGACAGAAAAUUCUCUUCUUUAAUUUCCACUCAAAAGGGCUUAUUAAAAACGAAAGGGCUUUAAAAACACCACCAGUCCCUUUCCCCUUUACAAAAACACACAGAAACCCACCCAAUAAAACUUUUGUUACCCCUUUCAUCCGUCUCAGCCAAUGACUGUAUACAAGCUAUUAGAGUUGGAGAAGUCUCAAACAUGGUGUUCACAUUUAAGUUUUAUUUUAAACAAAGCAAACUCAACAGCUAGUUUUCUCCUGUGAGAAGUUGAUAAGGUUAGUAGAACAUACACCACACAAAACUUAGGCUAACCGAGGCAGUGGGGGGCCAAAAUUUACAAGCAUGAUUUUUUUAAACUUUUUUUUUUUUGAAGAUUUUAUUUUUCUUUAUCAAAAACGUCAUUUCAAAUCUGAUGAAUGUCUGUAAAACAAGACGAGAUUUAAAAAACCAAAACAAAAGGAAAAAUCCAAACCGUGUCCAAAUACCCUCUUCUUUCCUCCCUCAGCCCUCACUGAGACUUGAGCCCUCCUGAACUGACAAAAGGUUACAGAGGGGACGGGAACUCAGCCUGUGAUCUAUAUCUGUUGCUGAAACCACAAGCUUAGAAGAAAAACUUAACCAGAAGGAAAUAAUUCAUGAACAGGUUGUAACGCCAUGAGUAAAGUAACAAAGCCGUGAAGGAGGAUGCUAGUACUAGCACAUCACUACGCACCAUGGCUUUUGUUCAUUUAACCACACAAACAGGAAGAAUCCAUAUACAUUUAUAUAUAUAUAAAAGAAAACGCUAUUUGCAAGUCUACUCCAGACAGCGUGCUGCUGAUUCUACAGUGUGUUUUUUUUUAUACCUCAAAAUUUACUUGGGAACUGAGAUGUUAAAUGCCACAUUGGCAGUAUUUUGCAGUCAGUUUAUUGUGAGUCUCUUCUGGGAUGGGGGGAAUUCAAAAUGGCACUGUCAUGAUAAAGAACAGGAGAUGGAGCACAAAAACAACUUGGGGG